Messenger RNA from Acipenser ruthenus (sterlet), 5072 nucleotides. Its product is annotated as ADP-ribosylation factor 1-like. The transcript is spliced from 6 exons. Gene Ontology annotation, molecular function: GTPase activity; GTP binding. Gene Ontology annotation, cellular component: plasma membrane; cytoplasm. Gene Ontology annotation, biological process: vesicle-mediated transport; intracellular protein transport. Lineage: Eukaryota; Metazoa; Chordata; Actinopteri; Acipenseriformes; Acipenseridae. The coding region runs from base 379 to 924 and encodes 181 amino acids. The record is from RefSeq and is a predicted model, not a curated record.
CUCGAUGAUGUAGCAAUCCUGUGGGGUUUUGACUCGUCUUCAUAUUUUAAUUUAGACAACACUCAACCAGCCUCCCCAACUUUAAAAGCCACGUGAUUGGGUACAAUGGUGGUACUCUGACAUAGUUUUGGGCACUCUGAUUGGCCUGUAUUGUGCAAUGGGGUGGAUCGAUGACGCGGCUUCUUCUCUGACAAGAAAUACGCCAUUUUGUCGUAAAGCUGAAGAGGAGCGAGAGAAAGAUCUAGAAGUCGCUUCCUGAGGUUUUAGAGCCAUUCUUAAAAGCACUGACAACAAGCUGAUGUGACAGUCUGCACUCUGCGGCGCGAAUAUGAUGUCACCAUAACAGCAAAACCUGUUGUUUAUACAAAUCAAACUACAAUGGGGAAUAUAAUUGGGAACCUGUUUAAAGGCCUUUUUGGGAAGAAGGAGAUGAGAAUUCUGAUGGUGGGGUUGGACGCAGCCGGAAAAACAACAAUCCUUUACAAACUGAAAUUGGGAGAGAUUGUAACUACCAUCCCCACAAUAGGUUUUAAUGUAGAGACAGUCGAAUACAAGAACAUCAGCUUUACAGUGUGGGAUGUAGGCGGUCAAGAUAAAAUCCGACCUCUCUGGCGCCAUUACUUCCAGAACACACAAGGUUUAAUUUUCGUGGUUGACAGUAAUGACAGGGAGCGAGUAAACGAGGCGAGAGAAGAGUUGACGAGAAUGCUUGCAGAGGAUGAACUGCGGGACGCUGUGUUGCUUGUUUUUGCAAACAAACAGGACCUCCCCAACGCCAUGAACGCUGCUGAGAUCACAGACAAGCUGGGGCUGCACUCCCUGCGCAACCGGAACUGGUACAUCCAGGCCACCUGCGCCACCAGCGGUGACGGCCUCUAUGAGGGGCUCGACUGGCUCUCCAACCAACUCAAAAACCAGAAAUGAUCCAUUCCAUUGGCCGUGUGAGACGGCAGCACCAGUCCCGGCCCCUCCACCCACUUGGGGCCCUGGCUGGUACAGCCCUGCAUAUAUGUGUGUGUGUGUGCGAGUGUGUCUGCGUGUCUUUGAGCUCUGAGUGGGAGCAGCCCUCGUGCACUGUGCCUUACACCUCCUGUGGAAACAGUAUUGCAGUUUUCUAAAGAACACUACCUGCCUUUUUGUCUCUAGCUAUGGAAAUUUUUUACUUGGGCAUUGAAAUUUACUGGGUGUACUGGCAGUCAGUCAAGAAUAGAUUUUAUUACAACAAACUUGGUGUCCUCUUUCUAUGACGACUAUGAUUGAACAGGGCUGUAGGAAAGAGUGUCUACCAGUUCAUGAUUGCCGGUUAAUAGAACAGUCCAAGUUUUUAUUGUAAUGUAGGGAUAGAAAAAUAACUGUCUGCCAUUUCAAGACUUGCAGGAUCUCUAGUCAUUUUUCCUUUCUAACUAGCAAAGUUACUUGCGCAUAAAAAACUUAGAAGAUUGGACAUCCUUUUGGGCCCUUUUUAUUUUGGUAAACUAAUCUUUUAAAAGCCCCUUUUUGAAGGUAUAGUCAUCUGACCUAUUGGACACUCUAUUCCAAAUGUUUCACUAGAUAUAAAGAUUUUGUUAUUUCUCCAUCUGUGAUCUGUUUUUUGUAUUAAACACUAGAAUUAUUAUUAUUAUUAUUAUUUAUUAGCAGAUGCCCUUAUCCAGGGCGACUUACAUUUGUUACAAGAUAUCACAUUAUACAUUAUUUCACAUUAUACAGGUAUCACAUUAUUUUUACAUACAAUUACCCAUUUAUACAGUUGGGUUUUUACUGGAGCAAUCUAGGUAAAGUACCUUGCUCAAGGGUACAACAGCAGUGUCCCCCCACUGGGGAUUGAACCCACAACCCUCCUGUCAAGAGUCCAGAGCCCUAACCACUACUCUACACUGCUACUCCAGAAUGCAGCAAUGUUACAUGUUGAAGAAUAUACAAUGAACUGUGCUUGAUUAUUCUUGACCAUGCACUUUGUGAUUUAUUAUUAAGGCAUAGAAACCUAGAAUGAUGGUCUUCUGCAAAGGAUUAUUUUAAAUUCUCAUAGUAUUUUCAGAAACUACUACCUUUUUUUUUUUGUAAACUGCUGCGUACAGAGAGGUUUUCCAAUUAUAUGGGGGUGGGACAGAGGAGGGGAUUGUAGUUUAAAAAAGAAAAGCAGAGAAAGUGUGUCACAUAUUUGAGGUACAGCUCGCUGAAUUCCUGUUGCCACACUGCCUGCCUGUAAGCCAGAGAUCCUAAAAAAAUAUUAUGGGUGCACAAAGGCCUUGGGGUGGUAAGGCCUUUACAGAGAGCUGCUGCCACUCUUGUUUUCGUACAGAAUACCUGACUCCCAGAUGGGCUUGCUGCUGGGAAGGAAGGUGUACAGUUGCAUCUAAUUGCAAAUCUAACCAAUUUGUCUUGAUUUGGGGUAGUUACUGGAAUGGGGUGGGGGUUGUGAAACUAUGACCUUAAUGCAGUGUUUGUGUGUCUCUUGGAACUGCACUGAAAGUCUGGUUUGAGCUGCUGUAGGAUGGCUUGCAAAAAGUAUAGUAUUUGGCCCACAAUGUCAUUAAAAAAUGAAAUUGCAUACAACAAAGAAUGUUGUGUUUCAAAGAAGACAAUCCGGACAUGCUGUACCAAUGACUGAUGGCAUCGGCACAAAGAUUCCAUUUACAUGUUGUCAUGUUCACAGCUGAAGGAUGUGUUUUGGCCUUAGUUGUGCUGGGAACAUAACAGACCUGAAUUGGGGCAAAUACCCUCAAGUAGCAACAUGGCUAUCAUCAAAAAAACAAUUACAACAUAUGUAUCGGCUGUACGGAGAGAAAAACUACUCCUGUAUUGUAGAAUACAGACUGAAAAAUCUCUUCACAAAACACUCGUAAGUGUCAAUGGAUGGCAAAUAUGAUCUUCUGUUGCACAGAGGAUGAUGAUUUGUUGCGUGGGAAACUGAUUCAGGCAUGUAGUCAAACAAUUUGAUGGUGCAUCUAAUUUUAUUUAUUAAUUGCAUUUAUAUAGCUUUUUUAUACAAAAGUAUCGCAAAGCACUGUACAGUACAUAGCAGAAAAAAAAUAACAAACCACCUAUAUUUGUUUAGCAUGUCACACUAGAACUGUCACAAUCGGACCAUUUAAAUAACAGAUUUAAAUAACUUUAUGCAGACUCAAAAGCAGCAAUUUUAAAGUUACGUUAAAAUCCACUAAGAUAAGAAAGCCAUUUUAUAAAAGUGUGUUUUUAGUCUCGACUUCAAAACUGUAACGGUCCCAGCUUCCCAACCAAACGAAGGAAGAGCAUUGCAUAAUUUUGGAGCUCUACAAGAAAAAGCCUUACCUCCUUUGUUGACGCUAGGAAUAACCAACAGCCCUGUAUCCUGUGAUCAGAGUGCGGUUUGGAAGACACAGGGUUAGUAAUUCCUGCAAAUAACUAGGUGCUAAUCCAUGCAGGGCCUUGUAAGUUAACAAUGAAAUCUUAAAAUCAAUUCUAUACUGCACGGAGCCAGUGUAAAGAGGCCAAAACGGGUAAUAUGUUCACUAUUCCUGGCUUUAGCCAGAAUUCUAGCGGCAGUAUGUUGAACAAGGCAAGUGGGAUACCACACGUUUUGGGACACCAGAAAAAGUGGAUUACAAUAAUCAGUUCUAGAUGAAACAAAGGCAUGCAUUAGUCUCUCUGCAUCAGAUAUGGAAAUAAUUGGCUUGGCUAUAUUUCUCAAAUUGUAAAAAUAUAUUUUCCUAAUAUGAGUCUCAAAUGAGAGAUCAGGAUCAAAGAUGACCCCCAAACUCUUAACUUCAGUAGGAUGGAAUGGUCUACAGUAUCAAAGGCAGCACUUCGAUCUAGAAGAAAUAAAAUGAUGGAGCCUGAGUCAGCUUAUCAGCAGAUCAAGAGCUGUCUCGGUGCUAUGUGCAGCACGAAAACCAGACUGAAACUUAUCGAAAUAUACCAUUAAGAUUUUAUAAGUGUUUGUAAUUGAAUUGUAACAACUCUCUCUAGAACCUUAAGUAGUAGGUUGGAAAUUGGGCAUAUAGAUAGUUAUUGAACUGAGGAUCCAAAUAGUGUUUCUUAAGCAUAGGCUUUACCACAGCUACUUAAAUGCUGAGGGAACUAUACCAUGUAGCUAGAAACAUCCUAGUAUUGCAGAUCUGGAGCAGAUGGUAGACAGUUAUGCCCACAUUGCCUCUGUCCUUUUGGUAUUUGGGAUACCAAAGAUGUAUGUCAAACCCAAGGUCCUACACAUGAACACCAUGUCCUUGAUGCUAGACUGGAUUCAGAGGACCAGCAAGGUCAGGAUGGUUAAGCACUACCUGCUGGUUAUGAUAGUCAGCCCAUGUCUUCACAGCUAGGCCCAUUAGUCAUCCUGGACUGGGUCAGGUGGUAAGGUAAUGGCUGCUUACUUUCCUUCAUAGUACACAUGAUACUACAGUGCAAUGUUUUAUUCAAUUCGGGUGUAGGCAAAAAUAUACCCUUAUUUCAAGCCAUCACUUGCUGAAAGUCUGUCUUGCUGAGCAGAGAUGGGGCAGAGGGCACAUUGUGUUUUGAUCAAAAGAAAUAUAAUUGUCUAGUUCUCAGUCCAGAUUUUCACUGUAAACCAUAUUGUAUAUCAGUGUUGUAACAAGGUACUGAAAUAUCUUGAAACUGCAUCCACAUGCUUUUCCCAACUUUUAAAUCUCCCUUUAUUUGAAAACGACUCCUGUUAUAGCUUGCGACCAUCAGAAAGCAGAUGACUUUCACAAAACUAAAAUACAAACUGUUUCCACUGGUUUGAAGACCAAAACCAUAUGCCUUGUUGUACUGUACUCUUCUAAGCAGGACAGGAAUACUGAUACUGCAGUUCAUUUCCAAGAACACCAACUUCCAAAACUGAAAUAAACUGUCAAAGAUACUAUAUGAGUCAAGUUCUACAUUUUUUAACUUUAUAAACUAGGCAGUAUUUCAAAUACCAUUGUUAUAAAUGUGAAGCUUUAAGUUUGAAACCCCUUUCUGUAUAAAUUGACUUGUACAAAACGUGUGCAGAUAUGAUUUUUUUUUUUUUUUCUAAAACCUGAUCUGAUUCUUGGAUUUUUAACCAUGUUGUAACUUGUCUGAGAAAUGCACUAUAAUAAAUAGAGAUCUCUAUUCAA